This is a messenger RNA of Rubroshorea leprosula, 2337 nucleotides long. NCBI's taxonomy places the organism in Eukaryota, Viridiplantae, Streptophyta, Magnoliopsida, Malvales, Dipterocarpaceae. The record is from the annotation of a GenBank genome assembly.
AUAAGGAAGGCUACUCCACCUAUAGCCAGUUGGUUUUAGGUUGGAUGCAAGCCUUGUGUUGAGCCCACAUGCAGGAUUUUCAAUAUGGUAUCAGAGCCUUGUCGGUGAGGAAUCGGAGAGUUUCUUUCAAUUUUAUUCCUAUUCUCUUGUUCCCAUUCUGUAAUGGCCCCAUCUCAAAACAGUAGCUACCCAUAUCCUUCUACUCUCAAUGUGUCAAACUUUGUUUCCCUAAGACUUACUCCCACCAACUAUCUAUUAUGGAGGACUCAAAUGGCCGCCUUAAUUGAAAGCCAAGACAUGCAGGGAUUCCUAGAUGGAGAGUAUGUCAUGCCGACAGCCAAAAUCACCCCAACUGACAACACUGAUGCUGAGGGACCCAAAGAGGUACCAAACCCGGCUUAUAUCUCAUGGAGGCGGUCUGAUCGUCUUCUAUGUGGAUGGAUCACUGGCACUCUUUCUGAAGAAGUGCUUGGAAUCGUUGUGGGACUCACAACAUCUCGUGAGGUUUGGGAUGCGUUAGAAGAAGCUUAUGCCCAAGACUCUCAAGAGAGAGAGUUCAAUUUGACACAAGCAAUGACCACAUUGCGGAAAGGUAACGAUUCAUUGACUGAAUAUUUAAGAAAAUUCAAGGCUAUUUGUGAUGAACUUGCUGCUAUGGGGAAACCAAUACUAGACAAAACCAAAGCCUUUUGGGUGUUACAAGGACUUGGCCAAGGCUAUGAGAACUUUGUGACAACCAUGUUGAAACCUCCGGUUCCUCCAUACCGAGAAGUUGUAUCUCUUCUCAAAAGUCAUGAGACUCAGAACCAAAUCCAUGGUCUAGAGCGCCUCAAGGCGCGUCUUGUUGCCAAAGGAUUUCAUCAAAUAGCCGGUGUUGAUUUGUCUGAAACAUUUUCCCCUGUGGUGAAAGCUGGGACCAUUCGUACUAUAUUAGCAAUUGCAACAACCAAACAAUGUCAAAUCCGACAACUGGACGUGAAGAACGCUUUUCUACAUGGAUAUCUCAAUGAGCCGGUAUGUAUGGAGCAACCACCUGGGUUCUUGGAUCCCAAAUUCCCAACUCAUGUUUGUCGAUUAAAACGUGCUUUAUAUGGGUUGAAACAAGCACCACAUGCUUGGUUUGAUAGACUUAGCAAAUUCCUUUUUAACAUUGGAGAUAACUCUGAAUUUCUUGAGUUGUUUAUCUCUCAGCUUGGUCAAGAAUUUGCUAUUAAAGAUCUUGGUCAUCUCAAUUUCUUUCUUGGCAUAGAAGUUCAUUACACAAGCCUUGGUUUGAUUCUAUCUCAAUCCAAAUAUGCACUAGACAUUCUAUCCAGAGCUCAAAUGGAGGGUUGCAACUUGAUCUCCACUCUUAUGGCGCUUAAAGCACGUUCCUCACAUUCUAGCAAUGAUGCAUUUCAUGAUCCAACUCAUUAUAGGAGUAUUGUUGGGGCACUUCAAUACCUCACAUUUACUCGACCAGAUCUCUCAUUUGCAGUCAAUUAUGUUUGCCAGUUCAUGAAUUCUCCUACAAUUGGAAAUUACCAAACUGUCAAGUGGAUCUUAAGGUAUGUACAUGGGACUCUCAAUUAUGGCUUACAAAUUCUUAACCAAAGUUCCUUGGACUUGUAUGCCUUUUCAGAUGCUGAUUGGGCUGGGUGUUCUUUGACCCGUCGUUCCACCUCUGGUUAUUGUACCUUCUUGGGAAGCAAUUGCAUUUCAUGGUGUGCAAAGAAACAACCUACAGUGGCUCAUUCGAGUGCCGAAGCAGAGUAUCGAUCUAUGGCUUCGACAACUGCUGAAAUCACUUGGCUUGCACACCUUCUUCGUGACAUUGGAGUGGCUCUUAACAAUGCCCCUAUUCUUCAUUGUGACAAGUUGAGUGCAAUCUAUAUGACAGUCAAUCUAGUCUUUCAUAGCCGCACCAAACACGUUGAAAUUGAUUAUCAUUUUGUUGGAGAGAAAGUUGCUCUUGGUCACCUUAUUACUCGGUUUGUCAGUUCUACCUCACAGUUAGCUGACAUCUUUACAAAGCCAUUGACUCGAGACAGCUUUCAUCGACUCCGCAGCAAAUUGGGUCUUGUGUCUCUGCCACUGCCCAAUUUGAGGUGGAGUAAUAAAGUCUCAACUUGUGAGGAUCAAUGUGUAGAACCUGCAGAAGGAAACAAAUCAAAUGGCAUUGUAGAACCUGCAGAAGGAAACAGAUCAAAUGGCAAUAAUGCUUUGGAGGAAAAUCAGCAAUCAAAGAAAUUGUAAAAUGCAACCGUUGGAGACAUAGCCGUUGCAAAUUUAUAUUGUAAUCAUACCUUAAAUCAUGCUAUUUUAUGUAUAAUGCAACUAUAAAUAGAAGAAACUCUC